This is a messenger RNA of Gavialis gangeticus (Gharial), 1748 nucleotides long. It is a transcript of the gene KPNA7, whose product is annotated as karyopherin subunit alpha 7. Gene Ontology annotation, biological process: NLS-bearing protein import into nucleus. The transcript is spliced from 10 exons. Bases 75 to 1628 code for a protein of 517 amino acids. Lineage: Eukaryota; Metazoa; Chordata; Crocodylia; Gavialidae. The record is from RefSeq and is a predicted model, not a curated record. Gene Ontology annotation, cellular component: nucleus; cytoplasm. Gene Ontology annotation, molecular function: protein binding; nuclear import signal receptor activity.
UAAACCUGUUGUCUUGGAUCCUCGCAGCAGGUGAAGCUUUGAACUCGCUCUUUUGUCCACAAACGGCUGUAAAGAUGCCCAGUAUGAAUGAGCAAGAUGAGCGGAUGAGAAAGUUCAAAAACAAGGGCAAAGAUGCAGCUGCUAUGAGACGGCAAAGGGUGGAAGUGAAUGUUGAACUUCGAAAGGCCAAGAAAGAUGAACAGAUCUUAAAAAGGCGAAACAUUACUAUCACUUUGGAAGAGAGGCUCUCUCCAGAGCAGGAGAAGAAUGCAAGUGCUCAGCUUUCGUUGGAGGAAAUAAUCGAAGGUGUGAAUGCAAAGAGUCUGGAGAUUCAGCUGAAGGCUACUCAGGCAGCCAGACGAAUGCUGUCCAGACACAGGAACCCACCUCUCAAUCAGAUCAUAGAAGCUGGGAUUAUCCCCAGACUGGUGGAGUUCUUGAGCCGUAACGACAACAUUACCUUGCAGUUUGAAGCGGCGUGGGCGCUGACUAAUAUUGCUUCGGGGACAUCUGACCAGACUAGAGCCGUUGUGGAGGCAGGGGCUGUCCCAGCUUUCAUAGACCUCCUGUCCUCUCCACACAUGCAUAUCAGUGAACAGUCUGUGUGGGCGCUGGGCAAUAUAGCAGGUGAUGGUCCCCUGUACAGAGACUCCCUUAUCAAGUGCAAUGUGAUUCCCCCACUGCUGGCUCUGGUGUCGCCUGCUACUCCAAUUGGGUUCCUACGGAAUAUCACAUGGACACUGUCGAACCUCUGCAGGAACAAGAACCCGUACCCUCCUCUGGAAGCAGUGAAGCAGAUCCUGCCAGUGCUCGUCUGCCUUUUGCAGCAUGAAGACAAGGACAUUCUCUCUGACACGUGCUGGGCAAUGUCCUACCUGACUGAUGGAUCCAAUGAUCGCAUCCAGAUAGUGGUGGACACUGGGAGUCUUCCAAGACUUGUGCAACUCAUGGCCAAUCCAGAGCUGAUGGUUUUGACUCCUUCUCUACGUGUUAUUGGGAAUGUAGUCACGGGGACUGAUGAGCAGACUCAGUCGGCCAUUGAUGCAGGCGUCUUGGCCAUUCUGCCACAACUCCUGCGACACUCCAAGCCAACUAUACAGAAGGAGGCAGCAUGGGCACUCAGUAACAUUGCAGCAGGACCUUGCCGGCAGAUCCAGCAGCUUAUUACUUGUGGACUGCUACCUCCUCUGGUGGAGCUGCUGGAUAAGGGAGAAUUCAAAGCUCAGAAAGAGGCUGUGUGGGCAGUGGCCAACUUCACAACGGGAGGCACCGUGCAGCAAGUGGUGGAACUUGUCCAGUCUGGGGCUCUCAAGCCUCUGCUCAAUCUGCUUUCUGCCAGAGAUGGCAAAACCAUCUUGGUCAUCCUUGAUACAAUAUCAAACCUCUUCCUGGCAGCAGAGAAGCUGGGAGAGACAGAAAAGCUCUGUGUCCUUGUGGAAGAGCUUGGUGGCUUAGAGAAAAUAGAGGCACUACAAACCCAUGACAAUAACAUGGUCUAUCGAGCUGCUUUGGGUCUCAUAGAGAGAUACUUUGCUGGUGAGGAGAAUCCAGGCUUUCAGCCAGAAGCUGACCAAGACAGACAGAUGUUCAACCUCUCAGCAGAGAAGCAAGACUUCUAUGACUUCUGAGAACGGAGCACUGAAAUGGCGGGGAGGGGAAGGUGCAUUCUACUACGUGUUCUCUAAGGGUAAAGGUGAGGGGGGUCUUUUUGUAUUUCUGAAACAUAACAAUAAAUCUCACUUUCUGGA